Molecule: messenger RNA, 2158 nt
Organism: Paramecium pentaurelia
Lineage: Eukaryota; Ciliophora; Oligohymenophorea; Peniculida; Parameciidae
Source: the annotation of a GenBank genome assembly
AUGAAGAACGAAAAUGUUUAUGAACCAUAGAAAUAAUUUAACAAUUAGGACAACCAUUUUAAUCAGUUUAAACCGCAGCCUUAAUAGAUAAUAAAUUAAUAAGUUUUUGUUAAAAAUUAAACUUUUUAUUGUUAAUAAACUUCGAUUUAACAAGAAAAGGCUUAAACAUUUUUUUAAUUAAGCUUCCCACCUUAAAAUAAUAAUAAUCAAUUAAAAUUUAAGCAAGUUGGAAAUUAGUAAUAUUGGCUAAAAGAUAAAUAAAUUGGUUUAGAGGGUAUAAUAUCUGAGGGGAAAAAUUGCUAAACAGGUGAAAUUGUUGUUAUUAAGACUUAUAACACUAUGUCUAAUACUGAAAUUGAAUUAUUAUAAUAGCUAAAAUUAACUGAAUUAUAGCAUGUUAUUCGAAUCAAAGAUUUCAUAGUUUAAUAAAAUGAAUAAAUAUUAGUAAUGGAAUAAGGGAAAGGCGGAUUGGAUGAACUUAUUUAAGAGGAAGUCUUUAAGAAAAUGAGUAAUCAAGAGAAAAAUUAGUUAUUCCUUUAAGUAUUAUAUCAAAUUUAUGAUUUAUAGAUACUAUUAGGAGUCAAUGAAUUAAAUAAAAUGGGUUAUUUUCAUCGAGAUCUUAAACCAUAAAAUAUUAUUUAUUUUGAGAAUUCAAAUAAAAAAAUAAGAUUAAAGUUGAUAGACUUUGGAUAAAUUAAGAAGUUGGGAGCUACUAAUUCUAUUUAGAAAGGAACUAUGUCGUAUAUGGCUCCAGAAGUUGCUUUAAUGUCUGAUAAUUAUUAAUACGAUCAAAAAAGCGACAUUUGGUCUCUGGGAAUUAUUUGGUUUGAAAUGAUUACAGGUUUUACAAUGUUAUAAGGUAAUAUUUAUAAAUUGAUAUUAAUUAGUUAAAGGAGAUAAAAAAUUUAUUUAAAAAUUAAAAUCUCUUACCCAAAAUGAUAUAGACAAAAUAAUUGAUAAUAAUCCUUAUAUUUAAGAUUUUGAAAAAGGACUAAUUAAAAAAAUUUUAGUUAAAGAUCCCAAUUAUCGAAUCGAAAUUUUAAAAAUUAUAGAAGAUUUAAUUAACAAGAAUCAAUUACUUGAAAAAGAAAGUGAGCUAUAGCUUUUAAUAAGAGAAUCUGAAGAAAAAUUUAAUCAAUUAAAAAAUAUUGUCUAAAAAAUAAAUCACAAUUUUCCAGACUAUGAAUCUUAUAAAUAAAUUUCAAGCAAGAAAAUUGAGAUUUAAUUAUAGAUAGAAGAAUAAAUUAAGAAUUUAAAAUAAUUAAAAACUUAUGCUGAAAAAGAUAAAGAAUUAUUUCUUUAAUCAAUAAAAGAGAAUGAAUAGAAAAUAGGAGGUUAGAUGAAAUAAGAAUUAAUAGCAAAGCUCUAAUCUAAACUAAAUCAAUUAGAAGAAAAUGAUAAAGAAUUAAAUUCAAUUAUUAAAUUUGUAAAUAAUUAAUAUCUAAAAAAUCAAAUUUAUGAAUUAUAGAAUAACGAAAUAGUUUUUCAAAAUAUAAAAGUAUUAAAUGAAAAUAUAGAAAAAUUUUAGAAUACAAUUAAUUCGAUUAAAUUGAAAUUAAAUUAAACUGAUAUAAUGUAAUAGAUAGAAAAGACAAAAGAACUCAAUCUAUAAAUUGAAUAAUCGCUUCAAAUAAAUCAAAAAUUGAAUCAAUUUGAAAAGAUUAAAUAGGAUUAUAAUUAGAACUUUAGUUAAUAUAAAUUUUUGCUUGCAUCGACAAUUUAUAUUCUAUUAUAUCAUUUGACUAAAAUUUUUUAAAGAAUAAAACAUGAUUACUCUAGAUAAAAAAAUAACUAAUCUUAGAUAUCAAUAAUUAAAAGGGGAUAAAAUGAAUAAGAAUACAUUAAAAAAUAUCAGGAAGCUUAAUAACUUAAAGAAAUAUAUGAAAAAUAAAUUACUAAAGAAUAAUGUGAAAUGCCUCCAGAGGAGAUGGAAGAUCAUAAAAAAAGCAUCACAAUGUAGAUUGAUUAACUAGAGAAAAAUAUAAAAAUAAAGAAUUUAGUUAAGUUAAGACCAUGUAUAAAAAACUAAUAAUUCAUUAAAUUUAGAAUUGAACCAUUCUUUGAAAGCAAAGAAUUUAGAACUAUGAGCUUUUUUGAUGAUAUUCUAUUGCAAGGGAGAACCCAUGCUCAAACUGAAGGACAUAUAGAUUUUUUAUGA